Messenger RNA from Anopheles cruzii, 6243 nucleotides. RefSeq lists its product as uncharacterized. Gene Ontology annotation, biological process: positive regulation of DNA-templated transcription. Gene Ontology annotation, molecular function: protein binding; transcription coactivator activity. NCBI's taxonomy places the organism in Eukaryota, Metazoa, Arthropoda, Insecta, Diptera, Culicidae. The record is from RefSeq and is a predicted model, not a curated record. Gene Ontology annotation, cellular component: nucleus. The transcript is spliced from 8 exons. Bases 227 to 2332 code for a protein of 701 amino acids.
CUGUCCUAUUGAAAGAGUGUGUUUCUGGUUGUUUCAACUCGGUUUGGAAAGAAGUGUAUCGUUUGGUUCAGUUGACACAAUCUGUGAACUGUGAACUUCUUCGGUGACUAAUUUUGCAAAGACGACUCGACCUCGACAACAAACGACGGUAACAGUGUUUCGCCGGUCGAAGCCAAUCAAAGAACGCGUUCCUCGAAGCCGUUAAAAGACAGAUACAUCCAUCACAAUGGUCUCCACGCGACAAAUGACUGGUGCAACCUCGGAAGAGUCGUGUCUUCAUUUAUUCCGCACCACCGGACCAUCUGCAUCGUCGUCUUCCUCGACCAAUAUUGGGGCGGCAUCGUCAACCACCAGCAGCUCUAGCAACAAGGGAGCCACGGCACCGGGCGGUGGUGCGCUACAGAGUAGCAGCAGCAGCAGCAAUCACCCGGUGCCAAAUCAGCCAUCCGCGGGGACCGAGUUAAGAGAGUUAAACCUGAUGGACCUGCCCACGGAGCUGCUGGAUCAUAUAUUGUCCUAUGUGGGCUACAAACAGAUUGGCCAUAUGCGAGUGAUAUCACAUCAGAUGAAUCAGGUGUGCAGUUCGAAAUUGAACUCCACUUUUCAAAAACUGCAAAAUCAAAUGCAAACCCGCUUUCACACCGUCAAAGCAAAGAUGCCCCGAAGGGAAUCGGCGCGACGGAACCAUCCACUGGCAUACGAAUGCGAUAUCCUGGAGACGUGUUACAUGCGCCUCUCGUUACUACAAAUGACGUUUGGUAAACAUAUCGAAAGGAAGCACUGUUGUUUUUUCCCCGGCGCGAUUCUCGACGAGGUAUAUUCCGUAAUAAGUUACAUUCGCACAACACCGGCACUAGAUCGUCCGUUCAAGGUGACCGACGAGCUAUUCGAUCUCUCUACUAUGGCUAUGGAGUACUUCAAGGAGCACAUAGAACCAAAUUUACCUGAUAUUGCUUAUUUCACCAAGAGUACAAAGUCUUUUGCGGCCCUGGAGACCUCGUCUUCACUACUGUCUCGCGAUACAUCACACUCGAGUUCAUCCUCCCCACCGCGGAGCAAUAUGGUGCUCCGGAAGGGUAUCCGAAAGAUAAAGCAGGGCAUGAAGCGGUAUAAUGAUCAACUGUCCGUGUUACGAGGUGAGCUGCGCACGUUUAAGCGUAAGGCCACCGAACAGGCCAAAACAAUUACCGAACAGCAGAAGUUGCUGACGGAGCAGCAAAAACAAACGUUGGAGUUUGCGAACCGGCUCGAUGAAACGGACAAAAAGAAUGAAGAAUUAUCAAGAAAGUUUUCGACGGUUCUGCAGGAAUUAAACAAAUGCAAGACCGAGUUGCAAUACUGGCGUUCGAAUAGUCCCGCCGUGACGAGCUGCAAUCCAUACGGUGGGGUUAUGGUGUCAGAGGAGCUAAAUGAGUUGGUCAGCAACCAAAACGAGACACCAAACGACGAAGUUGAGCUGCUUGCGAUGGGUAUGAACGAAGGUGACACCAGCUUAGAUACCGUCACAGGCGAUAAUCGGGAACAGGGGGUAGCACAUCUUGGAGACAAUCAUCUCUCAACAACGACGACGGUAGCAGCAACAGCAGCACUGCUCGUCCCUAUCGAGGCACACCAACCUUCGUCUCCCAAGUUAGGGCAAAAGCGAAAAUACGAAUGUCUCGUGGUGGAUGAUGAGCUGGACGGGAAAGAUUCGGCAUGCGUUAAUCCACCGUUUGCGUCGGCUCCACUAGCUUCCUUGGUUGCUUCGUAUUCGUCGUCGUCGGCGGCAACAAACGGUAACGCCUUGGUUGCGCCAGUAGCUUCGACAUCAUCCCCGGGAACGGUCAUACUGUCAAAAACAUCCGCGGCCGAGCCCACGGAAUAUGGGCAGAACUCAAGCGAUCAAUCGUCGUUAGACACCGGGUUGCCAACUGUUGUUACUUCGAAUGCGGGUCACUCGAUCAACGAUGGAACAUCCGCAGUAACCUUACCAACGUCCGGAACGGUUGGUACGGCUGCUGCAGUAACUUUAUCAUCUCCCGUAUCAUUAUUGGCAACGGAAGCAACCAACACACACACGGCACCACCUUCUCCGGCUGCUCAUCCAGCACAACAUACCAAUCAUUUUCUCACUUUGGGCGCUGGUGGUAAUGGCAACAACAGUAGUGUUAGCAAUAGUGUUAGUAGCAAGCAUAGUAGCACUAGUAAUGAGAACACUAAUCAUAACAAAAAACUACGGAGAGUACAAAACAAAGCUAGAUCACAAAGUAAUAAUCAUAUUAAUCAUAAUGCUAUGAGUUCGGCAGCGAACGUUAAUACAAAAACAACUAGAAGUAAACAAUCAGAAAAGUAAUCGGAAUGGGUUUGAAAUAUAUAUACACCUAUAUACGAGUAUAUAUAUAUAGUUGUUUGAUUGGCGGCUUUAUCUGCUGCCGAAACCGAAUGGUCAGAAAAGUAAAACGAAAACAACAGUCAUUGAGCAGCUCAUUUAGGAAGAAUUUGCCAGGAAAGAGAGUAGUAGACGUCCUAGUUAAUAUGGAGAUUGUAGAACCUUGAAUCUAUUUGUCAAACCUCAUGCGAGCAGAUACUGGUAGCCCAGGUACGGCCAUUGGCACUUCAUUCGAAUCCGACUACAGGAAACAAAGAAAGGUUUUUCGUUCUUUGUCAUAAUUGUGCGCAAAAUUAGUGGAGGCAAUAGGACCCAUUUCUUUUCAUUAACUGGGAACCGUUAACAACAACAGUCCUUUGGCAGAUUGUUUGGUAAUUUCAGCUCAUUUUAACAACUUUCGAAUUGUUGCUAAGAGCGUGCGUUGGUUGCCAGGCUCUGGUCCUAUCCGCAAUAUUCGUUGGAACCCGAUAUGGAACUCGAUAUUCGAUCAACACAAAGUAUUUGGUAGGAAAUGUUGUCCCUUUGAAUCACAAGAAAACAGAGAAUUGAAGCUUUCAAUAUAUUAGUGCAUGAUUGAAUAAAUUGAAGAUGCUAAAUAGACAAAACGGUAAUGUUGUACAGUCUAUCCAACUGUAUCCAUCUCGCACUACGACGAACUGACCAAAAUCUGCAUUUCGUUUUUUUGCCAUCGGUUGUACUAGAAACUAGUCGCCAGUUUAGCCGGCAGAUAGGAAGUUCGUUCGAAGCGCGUAAGAAGUUGUGAUUGUGGUAGCUAUUCCCACUUUUCGAUUUCAGGCAAUGUUUGAUCAAAAGGUUUCUUCUGUGAGCGAGCUGCGUAAACUUUACGCGUGCGAACAAAACCGUCGAAGCGGAACACUCUGGGAGAGACAGUAAUGCGCACUCAUUUUUGAUUCGAAACACUUUAUGUAGUAAUGUUAUGAUUCACGCCAGAGUAUUGUUUUACUGCGAAUAUAGCGUCUAUCAAACGGCGCGAUGAUGAUGGGAUGCACUUACGCAUGUCACCUAGUUUUCUAGCGCCCCGCAUAGUAAAUAGUUAGUGCGAUAUGAGUUUUCAUUGUUAUUGAGCAUAAGAAGUUUUCGAUUUUAACUUUGCCCAUUGACCCACCGAGUAAAAAACUUCCUUGUAUCAUUUCGUUCGUACUCAUCUGUUUUUCGAUCAUCUUCAACUGGUGCUAGGGUACGUCAACUUCAGCCAUUUGUACGAUUACAUAGUGACGCCUUUUACCUAAAUACUUAAAGGAUUCUGGAACAGGUCAGGUCAAUUUGGCACAAGCUGCCACCGUACUAAAUUCAAUGAAAGUUGAUAAACAACAAUGCCUUGCAAGCUACUACAAAUCGGUUCCACUUGAACUCGUAAAUUGACCGGGUCGGUGUCGGUGAUUAAUCAAACAAGCAGCAGGGCCAUUCAAUUUCCGAACACGAUUUCGUUGAUGCAGAGGUGUUUCGUUUGGAAUUCUCACUUGAAGUUGCUUUCAAUGGGGUUCGUCGUGUAAUAAAAUAAGUGCGUCACUAACGGCAAGGGAAACAGUUUCAUAAAACAGAUACAUACGAUACACGUUGAAUGAUUGCAACAAAGUAGUGCUGAAUUUAUACUUUCUUAAAUGUAACAUACCAAAACACAAAACACACACAGACACACCCUUAUCUACAAAUGCUAUCAACACUCAACUAGACACAACAUUCACAGACGAGUAUAAAGAACUAUUCACAAGUGCAAAUAUACACACACUCAUCCGUGCGAAAGAUGCAAACGUCUAAUUAUUAUUUUUGUAGUAGAUGCUAGUUUUAUAAGCAAACAUAAAACAAAAAACUAAACCAAUUGAAUAUAUCCCUUUAAAACAGUAGUAGAGUCGAGUAGGAUACCCUCUUUAAAGUAAAAUGAGCUGGUGAGAUAGUUGACAUGCAUGUGUGUGUGUAUGUAAUCGAAAACAUAAAUGUUAUACUAUAAAAGCGACGAGCCAGCAGCAAAUGCGGAACGAGUUUCGAUUUAUGCUGAGAGAGAGGUGUAAAACAAACACAUGAAAUGCCUAACAAAAAAUUAACAAACAACAAUACCGAUCAAAGGAUGAUCCUUUCUCGAAAACGCUCUUCACCCUCACACUUUACAUUCGCUGCGCAAACGACGGCCACAGAUUUGAGGUAGGCAGGAAGCGAAAAAUCAAAAUUUUUACAUUUUAGUAUUCGGAAAGUAAUCGAACAAAACUCUACAGCAAGCGAAAAUGAGAAAUCGAAUGGAGUGAUACUGUUCUCUGAUAAGAUGGUCUCUUCUCACGAAAAUACAAGGCUCCUCGAUGCAUUAUAUCAAAUUAUGGAUGGAGCGCAAACGGAAACACCACACAAAACCGGAAACAAAUUAAAACGCUAAGAAAACGCAACUCUUUUAAGCCAUAGUCCACGUUUUUACUGCGAAUGGAAGCCCGAGUGCGAUCAAUUCACAACACAAACCUAUCCAAGCACGAGGAAAGGCAAGAAGCUGUAGUUCGACGUAUUUUGUAACAUAAACGUGUUAUAGAGCGGUUCCCUUAUCCAACCCGCGCCUUGCCGCGGCUCCGGUUCCGGUUCCGUGCAUCAUAAGUAGUGUUUCUCUUUGUCCGGCGUAGCAAAACAGCAGUAGAACAACCAACCAAUUGUACAGUGUGGCAAGGUAGCGUAUAUUAGACGUGUGUAGUGACAAACGUAACUAUUAAAGAAAGCAUGAACACUGGAACACUGGAACCUGUAUAAACCCUCCAUUAAAACGCGAUAAACACACACACGGACAUAAACUAAAAAUCAGAACGCUAAAAUCUAUGACAUUAGCGUGCGCAUUUCAAUAGCGUCGUGAUUUCUUUCCGUUCCAGUGUUACGAUCGCUAUUUUAUAUAAUUGUAUUCCCAGUUCGUAACUCUUGUUCUACGUUCAAUCUUUUUGAAACGUACCAGUUAACGCCGGUUGCGCAAUACGCAGCAUACCAUAUCCUAUACGCGCUGCGCAACUGCGGAUUGUUGCAAGCUGAAUUGCAGCAACAAUGAACACACUCCUAUCGACCAACUUCAGUAGAACCGAGCGUCGUUAUGCCGUUAUUUUAAUUGCCUCGAGACGAAGGUUAGCGGAAUACAUAGCCAAGGGAACCAUUUUUUCUAGCAAAUGUUUCACACCCGUUGAAAGUCAUGCUUUAAUACACUGUGUAAGAGGCAACCAACCCAAUCCAGGCAAAACGAAAUCAAAAAGGAUUCAAGGCAAAAUGAACCAACGACGCCACGCGUGUCAACUUCAGGCAUUUUCGACAUGAUUGAUAACUUCUAAGGAAACUUUACGAUGGCGCAUAAAAAACAGAAUAAUAGCACGCGAUUAAAUAAACAUUUCCUAGCUUCUUUAGUAGUUCAUAUAAGAAAAAAAAACAGGUCAAUAAUGUUUAUGAUGUACAAAAUGAGAGCAAACAAACAGCAGCCAACCUCCGUCUCUUCAAGCUACACAAUACAAAUGGUAGUGAGUGAUCCAACAUGCUUUAUGUUUCAUGCGCGUUACGAAAUGCUUUCAAAUUGUAUCAUUUUUCCAUCACCAGCAAUAGUUUAUUCAGUGCAAACAUUUGCUCGUCGCUGGUUGGUUUUGGACGAAGGUGAACGUUCGUGAACAGUGAAUUUUAAUCCUUUAACCUGUUACGAAAUUAGUAGAACAUAUUUUUAAAAUAUUGCAAGCUUAAACCAAAACAGAGCAAAAAACACAAAGCAAAACCAACUUCUGUAUGUUUCUCGUUGCACAACGCGUACUGGAUCACAGCGGAUUAGAGUGGGACGAGUGGGAGAAGUAUAAGCAAAUCAGCGAAACAAUAUAACAACAAAAGGAAAGAGAGAGGGAGAAAGAGAGAAAGAAAAC